AUGAUGCCAGGCAUGGACAUCGAAAUCAGCAGCGGCCAUGCGCUUGAGAUACAGCAAUCGCCACCUACCAGGAUCAGUUCUCCACGCCCGCGCGAGGUACCCGCCGAGGCAGACAGGAUGCCAAUACCGAAACUCGACCACGAGGCGCUCCGAGAGAAGGCAAAGAAACGUAGGAAGAACAAGAAGAAGGGCAUGCAGCCUGCUGCACCAGCGGUGAACGUGAUCAAGGGGUUUCAGACACCGGUCACGUCUGGCGGCGAGGAGUCAGAUGCGUCUACGAACGGGACACCUCGGUUUGGCGCGGCUAGAAUGCAGGACUUCUCGAGUGUAGCAUCAAGCCCAGCCUUGCGUCCUGCUACGCCCGGGAAUAUAAGUGCUUUGAAGGCACGUCUAGAUGCACUGGACCUCGACGAGCACGCCAAGAUGCCCAGUCUGGCCAGGGUCAUGAGCAGCAAGUCGGACUGCGACAGCGGCCUGGCGACACCAUCUUCCCGUGGCAGCGAUGGUGACAAGACGGAGAUGGAGGCCUACGAUGUGCCACUUGACCAGGACUUCAUCAGUCCGGAAGCUGGGUCUGUCACACCGCUGUAUGCUUCGCAGGCAAUUGAGGGAGGGUUGCGAACCGCAUCGAUCCACCGUAAGAUGCAGGCGGAUGACUUCAAACCUCUGCGAUGUCUCGGUAAGGGCGCUUUUGGCACAGUGCAUCUUGUACGACAACAAGCAAGCGGCCGGCUCUAUGCUCAGAAGCAGUUCAAGAAAGCGAGUCUCACGGUGCACAAGCGUCUGAUUGAGCAAACCCGCACUGAGCGCACCAUUCUCGAGUCUGUAAACAGGCAUCCCUUCGUCGUAAAGCUGUUUUACGCUUUCCAGGACCAGGAGAAGCUGUACCUUAUCUUGGAGUACGCACAAGGCGGCGAGCUGUUCACGCAUCUGGCUAUGGAACGCAUGUUUUCCGAGGACGUGGCGGCCUUCUAUCUGGCGGAAAUGGUUCUCGCUUUGGAGCACCUUCACCACAAUGUUCGUGUCAUCUAUCGCGAUCUUAAGCCCGAGAACUGCCUUCUCGAUGCCGAAGGUCAUCUACUACUUACCGAUUUCGGUCUCUCGAAGGUCGCUCUUGACGAUGACGAGGACGGAUCUCGAGCAAAUAGCUUCCUUGGCACCAUCGAGUACAUGGCGCCGGAAGUCAUCGAGGGCAAAGGCUACGACUUCUCGGUCGACUGGUGGGGACUGGGUGCUAUCGCAUGUGACCUGCUUACUGGUAAGCCUCCGUUUGGAGGAGGCAACCACACCAAGAUCCAGCAGAAUAUUCUCAAGCAGAAGUUGCAGCUGCCGUACUUUAUUGGGCCGGAUGCCAAGGACUUUCUUACCCGCCUUCUGCGCAAGGAGCCACACAAGCGUCUCGGUGGUGCGUCUUCCAAGGAUGUGAAGGCUUUGAAGGCACACCGUUUCUUCAGGAAGAUUGAUUGGAAGAAGCUGGAAAGGCGUGAAGUCGAACCACCCAUCCAACCUGUUGUCACAGACCCUGAGCUUGCGGAGAACUUCAGCAGCGAUUUCACGGAUCUUCCACUUAGCCCCGUGGUCACUCGUGGCAGCAAGCCUUUCGACGAUGAUGGUGAUGAUCCAUACGUCGCGGCCGAGAGCAAUCCUUUCGGCGGCUUCAGCUUUGUUGCAAGCAAGAGCUUGCUUGAUGACGACCAAUUCAUGCUGGACGCUUGA
Molecule: messenger RNA, 1716 nt
Organism: Fulvia fulva
Lineage: Eukaryota; Fungi; Ascomycota; Dothideomycetes; Mycosphaerellales; Mycosphaerellaceae
Product: Serine/threonine-protein kinase
Exons: 2
Coding region: 1-1716 (571 amino acids)
Biological process (GO): protein phosphorylation
Molecular function (GO): ATP binding; protein serine/threonine kinase activity
Source: RefSeq, a predicted model, not a curated record